AGGGGGCAGCAGAUAACUCACCAGCACAGGGGCUUGCCGUAAAUCUGAAUUAGAAGAAGAACGCCGAGCCGCCUGCUGCGAGCUAACACGGAACUAGCAUAGCGUGCUACUCGGCAGCGUUAACGCUUCGAAAAGGCGCAUUCACUUGCUUCGCAAGUUUUCAGGCUUGGAUUUCUGUCUAAAUUAAGCAAUUUGAUGCGGAUGGACUAAGUUUUGGAUUGGAACUAGGAUUAGGAUAAGGACCACUUCCACAGCUGUUUGUGACAACAAAAAGAAAAGUGAUCUUAAAGUCUGCAGGUGCCCCAAUUCUUUGUCAGCAGUGCCACUCCAUCAACCACCAUGUCUGAUGGCCGGAUCUAUGUCGGGAAUCUCCCCGUGGAUGUCCAGGAGAGAGACAUUGAGGAUCUCUUCUUCAAAUAUGGAAAAAUCCGUGAUAUUGAACUGAAGAACAAUAGAGGCACUAUCCCUUUUGCCUUCGUCCGAUUUGAAGACCCACGGGAUGCGGACGAUGCCGUCUAUGGAAGGAAUGGAUACGGAUAUGGAGACUCCAAGCUGCGUGUAGAGUAUCCUCGAUCUACUGGUGCUAAAUUUGGUCCAAUGGGAGGUGGUGGUGGUGGUGGUGGAGGAGGAGGAGGAGGAGGAGGAGGAGCACCUAGGGGAAGGUUUGGACCCCCAACUCGGAGAUCAGAAUUUCGCGUCAUUGUGACUGGGUUGCCACCAAGUGGGAGCUGGCAGGAUCUGAAGGAUCACAUGCGCGAGGCAGGCGAUGUUUGUUUUGCAGACGUGCAGCGCGACGGAGAGGGUGUAGUGGAAUUUCUCCGCAGAGAGGACAUGGAGUAUGCUUUACGCAGACUGGAUCGGACCGAGUUUCGUUCACACCAAGGCGAGACUGCUUACAUCCGUGUCUACGAGGACAGGGGCACUUCCACUUCCAACUUCAGUCGGUCACGUUCCCGCUCCAGGUCCAGAGGUCGCUAUUCACCUCCCUAUAACAGAGGAUCUCCCCCUCCUCGCUACCAGUCGCCUCCACGCCACGCCAUGUCGCGUCAUAGCCCACCCCCGAGGAGGCACCCUCCACAGCACCAUAGCCCACCACCACGUCAUUAUCGGUAGAAAGGCCCAUCUUUUACUAAGGAAUUGGGGAAAAUGUUUUGUAGUUCUACUUUUAAUUUUUUUUUCUUUUUUACCCCAAUCCUACUCAUUUGAUACACCGUUGUUACUUCUUGCUACAUACAUUCCACAGUCAGGAUCCCUGAACACCAUGCUCCUUCCCAAAGCCUUAAAAAGCCUUUAUUUUAAUUUUUUUUUACACAUUCAUAUGUGUUAUCUGGAAGGCAAGAUUAAUGUUUUUCCCUCUUUGGUGAGAUAUCAGUUUUUGUGAUGGCAGACUUUGUAAGGAACCAGUUCAAAGAAAUAAUGUGAUAUUGUUCAAAACAAAUUACACCGUUCUGCAGCUAACAUGCUAAAGGUCAACCCUUUUUUUUUUAACUCUUUACAAAAUUUAUCCUGUCGCAAUUCUGAAGCUUGAACUAUAAAUCUUUUGCCAAAUUAAGAACCUGUGAAGCUAAUUUUUUUAAACGAUGUGUGAACUUCUGACCUAGGUGGACUAUAAUUUGUAUGUAUCUCUGAUGUUUUUUUUGUUUUUCUUCUUUACCAAUAAAAUGCAGAUUUUACUGUGA
Scophthalmus maximus (turbot) is the source of this 1679-nucleotide messenger RNA. It is a transcript of the gene srsf9, whose product is annotated as serine and arginine rich splicing factor 9. NCBI's taxonomy places the organism in Eukaryota, Metazoa, Chordata, Actinopteri, Pleuronectiformes, Scophthalmidae. Gene Ontology annotation, molecular function: mRNA binding. Gene Ontology annotation, cellular component: ribonucleoprotein complex; nucleus; cytoplasm. The transcript has 5 exons. Bases 340 to 1113 code for a protein of 257 amino acids. The record is from RefSeq and is a predicted model, not a curated record.